This is a messenger RNA of Cuscuta campestris, 1313 nucleotides long. The record is from the annotation of a GenBank genome assembly. NCBI's taxonomy places the organism in Eukaryota, Viridiplantae, Streptophyta, Magnoliopsida, Solanales, Convolvulaceae.
CCAUCAAACACAUCCUUAAGGUUUUUUUUGGUUGUGUUCUCAAUGAAGAUGAAAAUAUUUAUCGGUGCUUCCUGUGGACCCCAAGCUGGGGAAAAUGCUAGUAAUGGGUGCUAUUUUCUGUUGCUUUGAUCCCAUAUUGACCAUUGUUGCUGGCCUCAGUGUUAGGGAUCCUUUUCUUUUGCCUCAGGAUAAGAAGGAUUUAGCUGGACAGCAAAGUCAAGAUUUUCAGCCAAGGACUAUAGUGAUCACAUGGCUCUUGUCCGUGCCUAUGAAGGUUGGAAAGAUGCUGAAAGAGAAGGUUCUGCAUAUGAAUAUUGUUGGAGAAACUUCCUUUCUGCUCAAACACUUCAAGCCAUUCAUUCUCUUCGUAAGCAAUUUUCCUUCAUCUUGAGAGAUGCCAGCUUGCUUGAAGAAGAAAAUGCAGCUAAUAAUAAGUUUAGUCACAAUCAAUCAUUAGUCCGUGCAGUCAUAUGCUCUGGUUUAUAUCCUGGAAUUGCAUCCGCACACAGAGAGACAUCAAUGUCUUUCAAGACAAUGGAUGAUGGUCAAGUUUUACUUUAUGCUACAAAGUUGAACGGAACAAACUUUGUUGACUGGCAACGCAAUCUCUCCAUUGUUCUCCGCAUGGAUGAGAAAGAGUAUGUGCUCGAAAAGCCCAUUCCUCCUGCCCCUCCCGCUAACGCCUCGAAAGCGGUUAAAGAUGCUUACGAGAAACAUGUCAAGGAUGACAACCAGAAGGAGCUGGCAACGGACCUGAUCCGGCAGUCGCUCCCUGAGCUGUAUAAGGGUUUUGUCAUGAUCUACAUGAUGCAUGAUCUUGACAAACCUCUUCCGGAGCUUCUUAAAAUGCUCCAGACUGCAGAGGAGAACCUUACUAAGGGCAAGGGUGCUUCCGUCCUUAUGCUCCAAGGCGGAAAGGGGAAGCCGAAGAAGGGGAUUAAGAUUAAGGCUAGGACGGUCGGAAAGCCUAAAUCGAAGUCCACUUCAUCUGCAACCCAGAAACCCGUACGAGGAGUUGCAAAGGGCAAAUGUCAUCACUGGAGGAGAAACUGCAAGACAUACCUCGCAACCAAGAAGAAGGAAGGUACGACCAUUUCUUCUGAGGUGUAUGUUAUAGAAGUUGGUGGUCCCAAAGUGGUGAGAUACAAAGUCUAGAGGGGGGGGGGGGUGAAUAGACUUUGUUACAAAUUUAAAAACUUUUUCGUUUCUUUUGAAAACGUGAAAAUGAGUGUUAAUCUAGAGUUCUUGUGAACUUUAGAUUUUGUGCGGAAUUUGGUGGGUAGAGUGAGCAGUAAUCAAUAUGGAUGUGUUAG